Molecule: messenger RNA, 25552 nt
Organism: Lymnaea stagnalis (great pond snail)
Lineage: Eukaryota; Metazoa; Mollusca; Gastropoda; Lymnaeidae
Source: the annotation of a GenBank genome assembly
CCAUUUUGUGAUCAGUGAUGUAUUCAUUUUUUGGAGUAUGUAAAUAUUUAGUGCAACACUUGUCGCUUAGCUGAAUGGAAAACCCAUAGCUUUUAUAUUGCUAAGAAGAUAUAUUUGAAGACGACUGAAGAGAGUUAUUACAACAAACUUAACAUUACUUAUCCUCUGGUUCCCUUCUACAAUUUUAUUCAACAUUUCUCGCUCUCCAACGAGAUGAUACGUGAGUCAUCUUCCGCCAUGUUAGAUUGAUAAUCGAAAAGUAGGUGGAAGGUGGAAGGAGGAGAACGAAGUGUAUGGUCGAAGAUCAUCCUAAUCUGCUACGGGUCAUUUAUAGCCAUGAGCUGGGGAAUAGAAUUAUGGGUGAGAUAACAAUGUAUUGUUGUUUUUAUAAUCCUCUCGCUAUUGUUUUAAUGGGAGUGCAAUGUUUCCUUGAAAAUUAAAUAAAGGGAUUUCUCGUUUCUGUACCGCAAAAUUGAAAAUGCGUAAGGAAGUGAUUGACAAGUAAGAGUUGAAGAGUUUUUGGCCAAGUUAUGCAAAAAGUUACUAAGGAGUGUUUUAAAUCAUUAAUAUAUAUAAUUUUAUAAGUAUACUCGUGCAGUGCAGUACCAUCACAGAAAUGAGCAUAAUAACAUGCAAUGUCAUUUAAUAACAUUAUAAUGAUGAUAAUGAUAGUUGAAAUGAUAGUAACUACAGACUACAGUUUUUCAGUAAUAUCAUAAUCAUACUAGACUGUAGUAAUUAAUAAUAAUAACUUGAAAAGGAGCAAUAUUUUCUCUACUCAUUUAGUCUUUAGCUUUUAAAGAUACUGAUGUUGACAAUUUUGUAAAAUACUAGAAAUAUCUUCAUAACAUUCACCCUCAUACUUGACUUGUUGGGCCUAUUGACUAACUAGUAACAUACUAACACUAACAUACACGUCGUUACAUACAAUAUUUUACCAUACCUAAUUAUUAUUUUUAGUCCAUGGACCUAUAUGCUAUAGAUGGUAACAGUGCAGGUGCAUAUAAAUAGAUUAUUUCAUUUUUUGGCAUGUAACCUUACGACACUACAUUAGUGUUAAAUUAACUCCAGGCAGUAACAGUAAUACUGAACUGUACAGUACAGCCUUAACUGUGAAUGGAUGGACAUAGGCCAGGCCAAGCUUUGUAGUUAGGCAGUGUCUACAUGUCCGGCGCGCCGGACGUAUAUCUCUCGCACUAUUUGUCCGGCGACUAAGUCACAUGACCGCCGGAAGAAUACUUUAUCGAGAUAUUCGUCCGGUGACCAAGUCACAUGAACGCCGCAACAAAGUGGUGAGAUAUUCUUUGUCCAACAGCCUUGUCAUGUUACCGCGAAUGAUUCAAAACUAUUGUUAAUUUUCAAAUCUAUUUCUCUACCAAGUAAUGUACUGAGUCUCUUGCAUGCAAAUAAUAGAAAAAAAAAGUGAAAGUGGCUUGUAAACAUUUUUUUGUUUAGUUUGUUAUUUGAGUUUGUGUACCAGUAAUCCAUAAAAUAAAUUAGGGGCCAGUAUUCAGUAUGGAGUAGGCAACCAAUAAAAGUAAAAGAUUUCAUUUUAAAUUGUUUAAAUUGCUACAAAAUAUUUUUAAACUUCUCAUAAAACUACUGUUGCUGAUGAACAUGAUAAUAUAAAUAUAAUAUAAAAUAUUUUUAAUUACAAUAGGGGGAAAAAAAAGGUCUCCAUAUUGUGAGUUGAUCCACAAAUAUAAUAUCGUCAAGCGGCCACUCUAUCACAAGACCACACAAGAUCUUCUUAAUAGAUACUUCCUUCAGAAUAAUAAUGACUACUAGUCGUCCGGCGGUCACGUGACAUGCCUGCCUGGCGUAUAUCACGCGCACUAUUUGUCCGGCGCGCCGGACGUGUAGACACUUCGUUGUAGUUAUAUCUUUCAUAAUCCAUAUUUAUUUAUUGGUGAAUUUCAGAGUAGCCUAAUAAUAUUCACUCCAAUCAGGGCUGAUCUAGAAUUUACCAGAAAGUUCUAUUAUUUACGUUAUUAACAUCAAUUCUGUGGAACACAUCACUGACCUUACUGCUAACCCAAAAUCAGCCCAUUAAGUUUAUGUAUACAUAGUCAAGGGGGCACAUUCCCCAGAUGCCGAAAUCCUGUAUUAAUAUAUUAUAAUUUUUGGGGAAGAUGUCCAGGGCCUAGCUUGUUUUUGCUUGCCACUGCUCUGUGAUAGUGGUGAUGAUCAUAUGGUUGCUUUGUGUUUUCAUGAUGAACGAACUCUCUAGAAAUUGAAAGAGUAAUAUAAGCGUAUUCACCCUAGUGACAAUUUUAGUCAAUCUAGGGCCACUCUUACAGUAUCUUCACACUGGGAGGGAAAGGGUGGUUGUCGAUUUUUUAAAUUUUGCCUUCACUUGCAUAUGGCCCAGUGGGGGGGGGGGGGGCGGGGGAUGUUGUAUCUUGGCCGAAAGUACGUACAUUUUUCAAAAAUUCCACCCCAUUCAUCCUGAAAGGCCGAAAAUUGAGGGGGGGGGGGGGGGGGGGCGGGGGAUGUUGUAUCUUGGCCGAAAGUACGUACAUUAUUCAAAAAUUCCACCCCAUUCAUCCUGAAAGGCCGAAAAUUGCAUAUUUAUAUCUUGAGUGUUGUAAAUUUAACACGCAAUGUUUUUGUACUUUUAUUGUCAUAAUGUUGUCAUGUAUUUUCACAAAUGAACUCACUAGAUAUACUCAGAUAGUAGUAAUAAGUAGAGGUAUUACGGUAAUAUUUAGUCCACCAUAUGUCCAACGCAUUUGUGACUUAUAUUUUGCUGGGCGACACAAGUGGUUAUAAAAAUGGUAUUUAAAAAAGCCCAAAUUCAGGUCUUAAAUUCUUACAAGUACACCUCAAAAUAACAAAUACAUAAAUAAAAUAAAAGUUUGGGUUAAAAUGAAUAUAACACAUAAGCGCCAUCUAGUAACAGCAAACAUUAGUUACUUAAGUGAGUUAAUGUUUGAACCACGAGAACUAGUUGUUAGAUUGGAUUAAAAAAUGGAAAUAAAAUUAUAAAAAUGUAAUUUUUCACGCCCCUGUGAGAAAGCUGCAACAACCCAUACCAGGGUAUAGAAAAAGAGAAGGGGGGGGGGGGGUUUUAAAAAAAAAAAAGUAUGCUUGCAACAAGGAGGAGGGGUUGGAAACUUAACCUUUUUUGCCUAUUUACCAUAGAUGGCCCUUUGGGUUUAUUUGUCAUAAAGCUGUGUGGCGUAAUUUUGUGAUAAUUAUUUUUUUAAGGUGGAACUGCGAUAAGUGCAGAAGCAUUCUCAGCAGCAUAAGUUUUUGACAUAUUUAUAGGAUCUGAGAGGGCCUUUGAAAUCUUUUUUUAGAAUGCACAAAACAGAUGUACGAUUUUUAAUUACACCUUUUUUUUCACCCAUUUACAGCUUGUGGUAGGCCUAGUUAUCAAACUGUACUAUCAUCUACUUUUAGACGUUACCUUUUUUUGACGCUAGCUUAACUCGAUCCCACUAGACAUGAGUGGUUAUUAUAUUCAUUUUAUAUACUGUGUGUUUAUUUAUUUACGAUUUAAGAUACUGUCUUGUAAGAUUUUGAGAUGACAUUGUACAAUUUGAGGAGUUUGAGGACAAAUAGCUCUGUAUAUAGAUUGGUAGAAAUUAUUUUUAUCAUCCACAAUAAAACAUGUUGCCAUGUUGCAGAAUGGGAAUGCACUAGUAUGCCAUACCUUUUGGCUCAAAUGAUACCUGAUCUCUUUACAAGUUUGUAAUGAUUAUUAUUGCACAACUUUUAAUGUCAAAUAUGUAAUUUAAAAAAAAUGAUUUUGACUUUUUUUUUCUUUAAAAAAAAUUAAAACAGCAAGGUAAAAAUACUUAUAACUGCUAGUAUCAAAUGGUAAUACAUGUUGUUAAUAGAGUCCUGUCAAAUUCCCUCAUCACAGAUUAUAAAAUAUUUUAUGAAAUAAUUAAUAAUAAAUCUCGCCUACUUUUACCUGGUAGGGCUUGAAACUUGUCCGCUAAACUUACAAUCACAAUAUGUAUUUAUUUUUUUUUUUGGGCACAGAGCUCAGUGGUGAAUCCAUGUUGAGAAUCCACUGAUAUCUGUUGAUGUUUACAAUCUCCAGCUGAAAGGGAUAUCCUACAUAGGUGUUGAUACUAAGCAGAAAUUUUGUUUAUAUUUAUUAAUUUUAAAUUUAUAUGCAAGCACAAGGGUCAGCAAACCCUGGAUCUAUUUGGAUUAAUUUUGCAGUUUUCUUUCAAAUAUUAUUUUAUAAUGAACCAUUCAUGCAAUGUCAAGGGAAAUUAAAAAUAAAAACUGUAUAAUUUAUUUCAUUUCUUAAAGCAAGACAUUGUUCAUCUAAAAUCUUUCCUUGUCUUGCCCACUCCGGUAAUAUCAAACUUGAAAUUUAUUUCACAAAUUUUAGACUCAGAAUUACAAAUUAUUGAAUGCAAAUAAUAAUUUGUUAAAAGUCAGCUGAUGUUAAACUUGUGUUUAUUUUUUGACCGCUCCAUUUUAUUUUAUACCGGUUGCUACGUUACUAACUUUUCAGCUGAUGAUAACGCAUGGGCAUUUAUAAAAAUUUAGGCAUUGUUUUUUUUUUAAUGUUAUGUUGCCAGCAGACAAUGUACUGCAAAACAUACCAAACCUGUGAUAAUGAAACCUACUUGUCCCGUUUUUGUUACCACUAGUACACGCUCUCAGAAAUCUUGCAGUUUGUAUUGCAACGACAUUGAGGUUGUCAGAAAGAAAUUCACAGUGUGAACAUACCCAUAUAGGCAUCUUUGUAAACCUAGUACUGGAUUAAUUUUGACAGCUGUAGUGUAACUCAUUUGUUGAGAAAAAUUACAUCCAACUGGCAUAGAAUCUUUCUUUGCCCAGGAUGGCCCAGUAGAUAGCAGUUGUUACUUCAGCAAGCCACCAGCCUGGUUAAAUUAAUCCCUGUGGUGGUCUUUCUUUUACUCAGGGUUUACUCCCACCCAUGGGCCCAUAUUCUUGUUUUACUGUGCUGAGGAGUCCAUUCCACCUGACUAGCUCUUAAUUGUAUUUAAAAUAAUUCCUAAUGUUACUACCCAAUGAAGAAUGUUUAUAAUAUUUUUUUUUUUUUUUGUAAGGAUGGUUUUUUAUUGAUUUUUUGUUGUUGUUGGUUAUAAUGUUUUAAUACAUUGAAAUAAUUCUUUAACUAAAGACCAUUUUAGACAACAGGGCACAUUUUUGGCAUGAUGAAGAGAUACAUUGAUGGCAAAUAUAAUAUUUUAGGUAAUGAAAUCUUGUAGCAGAUGUUUACAACAAAACUUUGCCAAUGCGGGUCUACUUUAGUUGGUGGUAGUCAAGAGGACAAUGGCCUAGGUGCAGGGGCAAGUUUCAAAUAUUUAUGAAACCAGAGAACCCCUUACUUAUGUUUCCCUUUGUUAAAAUAACCAUUUGCUCUUGCUCCCUGUAAUGCAAAAAUUAGCUUUAUAAUUUCAUUCAAUUCUGAAAUCCAACAAAUGACCUACAAUGUAGCUCUGCUUAUUGACCAAUUAUCAGCCAAUGUGAUUAUGGUGCUGGAUAAUGCUAUUAUUUAAACAUUAUAAUUUUCUUGUUUAAUAAAGGGUCUGGGUCUAACCUUACUAUAAAAUAUUAUUGUGCUUUAAGUCACCAAAUAAGUGUUUAAUUAAUUAAAAUGUAUCAGACAUGUUUUUUUGCUGAAUAAAAAUUUAUGUAUGAAUGUUGGUUUGCAUAAGCACUAUUUAAAUUUUCUUUAGAGAAUUAAACCUUAAAUUUAUCAGGUUUAAAAAAAAAAACAUUCAUAUUUUAAAACCUUCAUAAAGUGUUCUCUCACACACCACUUUGGAUAAGCAAUUAUUUAAAAACAGCCUUUGAGCAACUAACGGCAAUACAAAUUUAAUUGGGCCUUCAUGUUUCUCUGUUGCUUAUAGGCCUAUCAAAACUUUGAGUUUUUGGAUAAAUGGUUGCAGUGCAAUGCAACACUCCUUGUUUUUUUAUAUGUUUAUUUCCUUAAAUUUUUAAAUAUGUGCUUGUUAUAUUCCAGGACCAAUGGGAAAAUGUGAGCGGUCACACGCAGAAAGGCAUUGAUUUCUGUGAGCGCUACAUGCAUUUCUUGAAGGAGAGGACAGCAGUAGAGUUGGAAUAUGCCAGCAAACUUAAGUAAGAAUUUUUUAGCAAGAAAUUUAAAGUUUAAAAAAAAAAAAAAUCUUACAUGCUUUUGACCAACUCUGUAACAUGUAUUUAUUAAAUCUAGUGUGUAAUCUUUGACUUACGGUUGAACAUGCAUUUAACAGUUUCCAUUUCUGAAUAGGGCAGUGCACACAGAAAUGUUUUAACUCAAGGUCUUUUAUUUGUUUUCACAUCAGUAUGUAAACUGAAACCAAUAUACUUUUAAGGCUGAAAAUCUGUUUGUGAAUUAUUUUUUUAAUUGAAAGAUGCAGUCAUUUAAUACAAUAGAUAAAAGCACCCCAAAAAUAAUCUGAGUCGUGCGUGACAUUCAAUUUAAUCUGUGUGCUUUAAGAAACUUUUACAUAAAAAUAUCUGCCAGUAGCUAUCAGUGAAAUCCCCUUUGCCAAUCCCCAAGUGCCUGGGGGGCAUUUUGAGUUAAAAUGUGGCCAAUUGUAAUUAGAUCACACUGUUUUGAUAGCCUCUUUACCUGAUAAGUUAAAAAAUAAAUUAUUUAAUGAAUUAGUGUUCAAGAUUGUAUCUUUUAUUUAAAAUUCUUCAGCCUAAAAGCUUAAUUCAAUUUUAACGUAUGGGGAAACAUCUUGUUGCUUAAAGUAAGAAAUUAAUUUGACAUGAAGCUCUGUUACUUGACAUCACAAGCUCAUGUCAUUGUCAGUUAAUAAUAUUUCCUGGUUUGUUACUGUUUCUAAAAGGUAUUAACCAUGUACAAUUGCCCUGUUAAACCAUUCUUCAAAAUGUUUUUUUUUACUUCCUCUAUGACACUUUUAGAUCUUACUAUAGUUUCUCCAGUAAAGCACAGCAUAAUCACAUGGUGUUGUUUAUCUUAUCAGCCUUUUUUGUGUUGCACAUUCAAGUCUCAAUUACAUUAUUUGAAGGACAAAAUAUAUUUUUUAUAAUAUAAUUUUCUGGGUACCUUAAGAAGUACAUAUUCGAAUAGAAAGCUCUAUUUACUUCAGGUUUUAUUGUCUAUAGAAUGCUGGUGAAAUAGAUUGAAAAAAAAAUACAAAAUACAAAAGUUGAGCGUUUAAAAAUAACACAAGCAUGUAAAUUCUACAUAUAGGGGAGGAGUUAAUUUUCUUUGAUGUUGAAAGGUGGCAUUGUGCAAGGUACGUAAGGCCCCUUCUCGUCAUCACCACCGGGAGGAGUGGUGGUUGUGUUACUUGGGUAGCGGUCUGCAUAUGCAGAGAAUCUGUGACAGUGGAAUUUUGCUGGCCAGGGGAGACCAUGAGUCCUUUGUUGAUAUUCUCCACUACACUGAUCAUAAACCUCCUGAAAAUAAGAUGGGAUGGAUGAGCAUUUUAUCCUCCUUGAUUUUCUUUCAUCUUCCUAUUGUAGCUUAUAUACUUACAAAUUAUCUGGCAAACGUCAUUUUUGAAAAAUAAACUAAGCUCAAAGGCUGUUAAAUCCAUUUUAAUAUCUGAGCUUAAAAUAUGACAAGGCCCCUGUUGUUAAAAUUAACCAUUCUUUUUUGUACGCAUGUUAUGUAUUAUGUAUAGGUCAAAUGGCUCAAGCAUAUUGUUUUUUUUUUAAAAACCUGAAAAGGCUAUAUUUUACUUUUCAAUUAUAUUUUACCUUAUAAAAUAAUUCAAAAUGUAUUAUGUAUUAGUAUAUGAUUUCUGACUGAUGCUGUAAGAGCAACUUACCUGACACAGCUCUUUACAUGGCAGCACAAAGGGUAUUUUGUUGACCAGGUUCUUGUGUUCACGGCUGGCAUCAGUCUGGCCCGGCUGGCCAUCCACACAGUAGGGCAUGUAAACACCACACAGGAAUACCUGUAACUUCUUGGAGCAGCCACUGUCCACAAGUGAUUGGUACUGUCUCAUCUCUUGUGCUAUCUCAUUGGGAUCGCCCUGUGGGUGGCAAGAAGUAGUCUUAUAAAGCUUAUUGCUAACUGGAAAAUAAAAAUAUCUUUUACACACACCAUCAGCACACUCAGCAUCUUUUAAACAAAGUUGUAAAACUAAGAGAGUCAGUAAUAAAUCCAAUUAUAAUGACACAAUUCGAUGCUUCACCUGCAAAAAGAUAUUGGGUAAAGAACCCAAAGGGAGUGGUAUGCCCUGACACAUGGGCAGAGGGUUUUUUUGGCACAACACUUGCUCCUUGUUUUGUUUCUUUUUGCCUUCUCUUUCUGGCUUGAUGCACCUGUGGGAAUCCUUGGGCAGCAGCUUGGCACACUUGAAGUCUUUGCCCCACUUUGUGUUCUGCAGUCUCAUUAGCUUCUUACACUUCACUUUGGCUUUUUUGCAUGUUUCAACACAGGGGUAGUGGGGCUCCUGGUCAUCUCCGACACAUUUUGGUAGAUAGAGGCUGCAGAGGAAGUUCCUCAGAUUGUCAGAGCACCCAGCGUCAACAAAUGGCCACCACGGCUGCAGAGCCCAGUACACCUGACUCUGAGUUGUGUGCCCAAACUUAUUGGGCAGCUUGGUGGCAUUGUACUGAACCAAACCCUGGCACAUGGGCACCCGGACCGGCUCACAUCUGCUGCUUACAAUGGUUUCACCAACACUGUCUGAGGUCAUCACCAUGACAAAAAACAUACUGAAAGAAAUACAGACCAUCUGGACUUUAAAUCUUGUUGAUAAAAGUAUAGUUUCCAUUGUGUGAAGAUUAAUAGCACAUUAAAGACAGAUACAAUCUGAGAUAUGUAACUCAACUGAUGUGCCUACUACAACUUAGGUGGCAACUAUUUUUAUAAUAGUAGUUUGUCUGUAUACCAUGAAGUAUGACCUUCUGACCUCCUUGUAAUGUUUAAGUAGUGUAGUAUUCCCUUUCACACUUCAAGCCACUUGAGAUUACAAGUGGCCAGUUUUUCACUCCUUUGCUGGCUCAAGGUUUCCAUAAUAUGAUUUGCAAAAAUAAUAUAAGUUUAAUUUGUUCUUUAUGUAAACCUUUUUGAAUAAGUUAUUAUAGUUUGUUUUCUUUUUUUCUCUAAUUAGCAACUUCCCAAGUACCUAAUAAGGAUUAAGAUAUAAUUUAUCAGACGGCCUAGUGAAUAGAUUGUAUGGUGAAGGGGCUAGAAGAUAGACCUGAGUAAUCGUUACUGAGUAAUGUGACCUCUUGUACCAUUAGCAAUAGUCAUAGGAAGAGGUCACACAUUUAUGUGCCUUGAUUGCAAGAAGGGCCAUAUCAAUAUUUCAUAAUAAAAAAAUAUUGAAACCUAUUUUGCUUUCUUCUUUUUGCAAUUAAAAAAAAACAACAGUAUUUACUAGAUGUGGUCCUUAUUUAUUGCUAGAAACUUCAUGUGCUCUUGGGUUUAAAAUUAAGUCACAUUGGCCUGUCCCUGCAGGUCUAAACUGUGAAAACUGACGCUAAUUAGAAGUUAGAAGGAACAACUUGUUGCCCAUGAGAUCUGUUUAUUGCUCUCACUCCAAGCAAGUCAAGUUGAUUGUUUUAUAACUCUUGGUGAUCCCAUGCAUUACUGCUUUAUAACUCUUGGUAAUCCCAUGCAGUACUGUGCAGUCGGCUGUUACCUAUUUAAAAAAAAAGAUAAAACAAUUCAUUUAAUGUCCUUGUAUACAUUUAUUUAUUUCAUUUGUUUUUUUGCUAAUGUUUUAAGUGAAUUCUGUGUUGUAAUUGACUACCACUACUUUGGUGCUACCUGUAGGAGUGUUAUCUUUUUUUAUUAUUGAGAAUUGAAAAUACUAUGGGCCUUAAGAUGCAGUGUGUUAAACUGAAUUAAAAAAAAAUAAUUUAUGGUGGUGCUUUUCUUUAAUUGUUUUACCAACUGGUCUGCUAUUUACUGCUAUACUUUCACAGCUUUGUCUGGGUUUGUUAAAUUUGAUCAAAUUUCAUUAUUUCAGACGGCUGGUUAAGAAUUUCAACCCCAAGAAAAAGGAAGAAGAGGAAUUUUCGUAAGUUAAUUUUAAUUAAUUCAUUAGUUGGAUAAUUUAGAUUCAGAUAUCAGAACUAGUUAAUAAAUAAUUUAUUAUGAACAAAGCAGCAAAGAAUCCAUGAAGAUAUCUCAAAUCCUUCUUUUUUUGAAUUGCAAAUUAAAGAUUAAUAUUUUUUUAUUUAAUGUUGCUUUGGAAAAGUUUAUUUCUUAGCUCAAUGCUUUCAUUCCCACAUACAUUCUUCACUAAAAAUGAGGUAAUCUAUUAAAUACAGUGCAACACUUCUGGACAUUCUGUUACAGAAAAUUUGAAAAUUGGUCUCAUCAUUUUUUAAAUUAAGCCAUGAUUAUCAAAUUACAUUUUAUUCAUUGAUAAGAUAGUAAAAGGUUGCAGAGUUCCCUUUUUAAAACAAGAGCAGCAUUAUCCCAACAUGAUUUCCCGUACAUCAUUUAUAGAAGAUUUUUAAAAAAAACACGUACAACAUGCACCUUUCAGAUUUACUUGGUCAAGAGCUUUUCUCAAAAUGCUGAAUGAAGUCCAUGACAUGGCCAGCCAGCAUGAAGUUGUGGCAGAGAACCUACAAGCUACAGUGAGUAAGAAUCUCACAGACCUGGUGCUGGAGUUGAAGACAGACAGAAAAAAGGUAGUCGGCUUAAUACUUGUUGGAACCAUGUUCAUUCUAAAUUUCCUAAGUUUGUUUGUUACGUAACAUGGUUUGGAAGAUUUAUUCUGUUUUAAGAUUUGGCUCCUAUAAUAAACGACAUGUAACAAAGGACUGAGAAAAACGCCAUGCAAAGACAUCGAUACCAAAGCUAGUAAUACUAAAAAUAUUUUAUUUAAUUAUACAAAUAAAUUUCUUUACAUAUCCACAUUCAAAUAAACAGGGAAAAAAAAGUACAUAACCUUACAGCUGGUGGAAAAGGAACACUCGUCAAAAUGCAAAUAUUAAUUUACACCCACAAUAUAACGUUUCAUAUAGCAAAAGAAAUAUAGCAUACAUCUCUCUUGCUCUAUCUGCUAAGGAAGCAGGCAGCAUAUUUAUAAGUACCAAAUCAGAAUGAUCUAGUGAAGAAUUAACAGAAUGCAUUCGAAGGGGGCCAAGUCAUAGGUUAUAAUAUAAAAAUGUUCUUACAUUAAAUUGUUUAUUUGUAAAAAAAAAAAAAAAAAAAAAGAAACUACUAUUUAAUUUUUUCCCCCAGUAUCUUCAAGAUGGUGCUAAACUACAAGAAUCUUUGAGGGCUUGCCAACAAACCUUAGAAAAGGUAAGCUUAUUUAUAUAUUUUAUUUGCUAUUUAGUAUAUGGGACUUUGAGUGGCAUUUCAUAAUUGAAAUAUUUCUUAGUGUUGAAGUGAAAUAAGUUGCUUUGACUUAAAGGAUUAAAAGACAAUACGUUUUUAUUUUUUAAGUAUGAUUUUAUAAUUUGUAAUGAUAAGGUUUAAAUCAGCCUAUGUCACAUUGUAAAUUUGAUAGCUCACCUGCUUACUCUUACGAUUUUGGUAUACAAUGUACAAUUUUGAGAAGCCAUUUAUGAUUGUUCGCAGAGACCUGUCAGAACUACGAUUUUAAGAGAUCUGAUUUUAAAAAAUAUCCACAUAGUUUUUUCCAUAUUUAAAAAAAAAAACAGUUUUGGUUGUUGGGUUUAGGUCCUUUCUACAUCCAGCGGCGAAUGGACUGAAAAAUACAAGUUGUUAUGGACAACUGCGGAUUACUUUUGAACAUUUAAAAAAAAGAAUUUUUCAGCUGCUCUGCACAGCAGCUUUACUGACAUUUUAUAAGAUCUUGUAAGCUGCAUUUGAAGUAUAUAUUUAGACGUCACUAAGCACCUGACAAUGUAAAUACCCCGCUACUUCCCUUCUCCACAUAUGGCUUGCGGUAGUUAUAUGUUUAUGGAAUAAGGGAAAUAAAAUGAGGCUUCAAGGCUGAUUGCAGGUAUGGCCAACCUGCGGCCAGCCACGUAAAAUAUAGUGUAUCACAAAUGAACUUAAUUCUUUAUUCAAAUCAAUUAGCUAUUACUUUCAUUCUUGGCAAAAAAGCACAUUUGGAAUAUAUACGUCACUUUUAUGAUACAGUAUGUGCCAUUUGAGUUUACCUGCUCCUUUUGUUUACUGUUUUUGAAGAACAUUAAUAUAAGAAAUCUCAAAUUUAAAAAAAAAACUAUAAAACAAUUAUUCUAUAAUUAUGGUAUCAACUAAAACAAAAUGAUUUACAUAAGCAGCCAGGUAAAGGAAACCUCAUUGUGCACAAGCAUUUCUUCAGUUGCUCUCUGAUUAAGUUUAGAAUGAUGCAAAACUAAAUUCAGUUAUACACCAAAGUGCAUACCUUCAUUUUAAAUUCAUUAAAAAAAUUAUGCGACUCUGCGCCCCCCACCUCCUUGUAUGCGAAUCAAAAUGGCAAUGACUGUUACCUUUUUAUUUUCUUUAAAAUUAUCUGUUACCUUUUUAUUUUCUUUAAAAUUAUAAAGCACUGUAUACAAAAAUACCAAUGUCAGUCAUCUACUUUUGUACACAUGUAGUGUUAGCAGCUAUUUUAUGCAUGAUACCGUAUGUUUACUUAUUUACUACUUGGACACUGUAUCGUAUGAUUUGAGAUUUUAAAGUACUAUUCUGAAAUGAUAUUGUACUAUUUUGAGAGUUCCAUGGUAACCAGAUCUGUGAUAGUGCAAAAUCACAACAAAAAAGUCACUAAAAUUGUUAUUUUACAAUCGAAAUUACAUUAUCCUCAUUCAAUAUGUAUGUGUAUAUAAUAUAUAAUUUUGUCUUAGGCAAAAAGAAAAUAUGAGAGGUCUCACUUUGAAGCAGAGAAAGCUUUAGACAACUAUAGGAAAGCUGAUGCUGAUAUCAACUUGUCUAGAGCAGAGGUGGAAAAGGUAAAUAAUAAUAUUAACUUGUCUAGAGCAGAGGUGGAGAAGGUAAUUAAUAUUACCAACUUGUCUAGAGCAGAGGGGGAAAAGGUAAAUAAUAUUAUCAACUUGUCUAGAGCAGAAGUGGAGAAGGUAAAUAAUAAUAUCAACUUGUCUAAUGCAAAGGUGGAAAAAGUAAAUAAUAAUAUCAAUUUGUCUAGAGCAUAGGUGGAAAAGGUAAAUAAUAUUAUCGUCUAGUGCAGAAGUGGAGAAGGUAAAUAAUAUUAUCAACCUUAAGGGAAUUUUACUCUGGUUAUUCUGAACUUAUUGUCACAUUUUAUAUUCAGUUCCUAUAAAUUCUAUCGAAAGUUCCCGGUGUAAUGAUCAUUUAAAAACCAUUUAAAAUGGUCAGUAAACAGACAAUAAUUGUUUUCCUGACAUAAGUUGAAGUUAAUUUUAUGAAUGAAUACAGGAAUUGUCUGGUGGUCAAACAGUAAAUGAACAAAGAUUGUGUUUUGUUUCAGUAUCGUAUGGUCAUGAACUCUAAAGUGCAGCAGAAUGAUGACUGUAAGAGUGAGUAUGCCACUCAAAGAGAACAAUUCAAUGCAGCCCAGAGAGAGUUUUAUGUGCAGACAAUGCCUCAGGUCUUUCAGGUAGCCCUUAUUUAUAUAAUCUUUUACUUUCUUUUUUUCAUAUUGUUGGGUGGGUAAUUAUUAAUUCCUUUGGUAACUUGACAUUUCAAUUUUUUUAUUUUUAUAUUGCAAAUUUUAAUUUCAAAAAUUAUUACUGAAAAAAAAAAAAGGCAAAAUGUAAUUGAGAAGUGUGAAGCACAGCCAUAAAAUAAGUUUGCAGACGAAUUAUAGUGCCUGAGAAGACCUAAUUUGAAGAAUUACUAUACUUUAUUUUCUUCCUACUGAUUGUAAAUGGAGAAUAUCACAUAGUAGUGACCCUUCUUUCAUUCUUUUGGCUUAUUGUGUUUUGAGAGUGUAUGCCAGUGAUUUUCAAAAGGGGUUCCACAGAACCUAAGGGUUUCGCGUGUGCCAGCCUGGGCUUUGGUGUGUGCCAGCCUGGGCUUUGGUGUGUGCCAGCCUGGGGUUUCGUGUGUGCCAGCCUGGGGUUUUGUGUGUGCUAGCCUGGGGUUUGGUGUGUACCAGCCUGGGAUUUUGUGUGUGCCAGCCUGGGAUUUUGUGUGUACCAGCCUGGGGUUUGGUGUGUGCCAGUCUGUGGUUUGGUGUGUGCCAGCCUGUGGUUUCAUGUGUGCUAGCCUGGGGUUUCAUGUGUGCCAGCCUGUGGUUUCAUGUGUGCCAGCCUGGGGUUUGGUGUGUGCCAGCCUGGGGUUUCAUGUGUGCCAGCCUGGGGUUUUAUGUUUGCCAGAUGUGCCAGCCUGUGGUUUGAUGUGUGCGAGCCUGGGGUUUCGUGUGUGCCAGCCUGUGGUUUCAUGUGUGCCAGCCUGGGGUUUGGUGUGUGCCAGCCUUGGGUUUCAUGUGUGCCAGCCUGGGGUUUCAUGUGUGCCAGCCUGGGGUUUCAUGUGUGCCAUCCUGGGGUUUGGUGUGUGCCAGCCUGGGGUUUCGUUGAUGGCCAGUAAAGUAAUAAAAAUAAUAUCUGGAAUCGCCAAGGUUUAAGUCUGACAGUACCUGGGCUGUGCUGUAAUUAGUUAUUUUUUGUGCAGUUGACGUUUUUGUCCUAAUUAAUAUUUAGAGUUUGAAUUAAUUUUCAUAACGUUGUUUUGCGUGACCAUGGACUGAUUAAUUAGGUAGAGAAAAUUAGACAAUGCCUGUGCUGACAACCAAACUAAAAUAGUGACAAUUACUUGGCUAUGGGAUUCACUUGGGCAGAAGAACCAUUUGGAAUAGAACAAACCCUUGUCACUGGUGGGUUUCCGCAAGCAAUCUAAAUGAUUUAAAGGGUUCCAUUACAAUAAAAAAAGGUUGAUAAGCAUGGUGUUGGCCACCGAUUUUUAUCACUCUCCAAGUUGGUUUCUGUCCUCUUCUUUGGUGGCUGUUUUUUUUUUUUUUUACUCCUUCCCAAGAAUAACUGUUGAGUAUUCCACAUUUCUAUUCGCUUACAGUGUGGGGUGACCCUAUAUUCAUUUAAACCCACUACCUCCUGGUUCUGAGACAGACAUGCUAUUGUAUUCAUUUAAACCUGCUUUGACAAAUAUUCACCGUCUCAUUGGACCAUUUUAAAAGCUUUACAGUUGUUUUUUUAAAGAGAAAACAAUUGAACAAUUGUAUGUUUAUAUUUCAAGAAUUUUUACUGAGUUAUGUUUGAGGAAAUAUUAAUCUGAUCUUCUGACUACCAAUUGGGUACUAUAUGAGCAUUGUCAAAGAGUGGUAAUAUUUGUUAAUAUUGAAGUGGUGCCCCCUUGUUUAAACACAGGCAUGUUUUUUAUUUCUGCACAUAUUUGAAAUAAGUUAGGGGUUGUUUCCAGUAGAAUGCUCUCCAGCAAAUGACCCACAUAUAAUACACAUAGAAGUUAAAAAUACAUUUUUUAACAUUUCUUGUGCUGUAAAAUUGUAUUCUAGUUACUUUAUUUUGACAGGUCAUUUCUGUUAUCUAAAAUAUUUAUUUAUUACACCUACAUACUAAAACUUUAUUCUUGUUUCAGAGUCUCCAAGACAUGGACGAGAAGAGGAUAACAAAGAUUCAGGAGUGUGUAUUUCAAUGUGCUGAGAUAGAGAAGAAUGUCAUACCCAUCAUUAACACUUGUAUAGAAGGAAUAGCCAAGGCUGCCGGUAGCAUAAAUGCCACUCAAGUGAGAUACUGCUUAUCAUAAUAUGCUCACAUAAUCUUAAAAUAUAUUCAGGUUGUUAAUAUGUGCUUUAAAAUGUAAAAAUAAAAAUGCAGGAGUUAUACUCAGAUAAAAUAUCUGAACUUCAAAAAAAUAUCACAGGUCUAUCUUCACAACAAAAAAAUAUUACAGGUCUAUCUUCACAACAAAAAAUAUCACGUCUAUCUUCACAACAAAUAAUUAAUAUUGAAAAAUACUCACAAUGCACUGUGUAAAAUUUUAUUUAAUGGGCUAAGAGGAAUUGACUUUAUCAGUAAGUUUUAGUGUUUUUUUUAAAACACAUUAGAUUGGCGUGGCAUUGAUGCUAAUCUUUUCUUAUUUCUUUUUUACUCCAACCUUUUCUGUCUUCAGGAUAGUAAAUCCGUGAUAGAUCGAUAUAAAUCUGGUUUUAAUAUCCCUCAAGACCUCCCGUUUGAAGAUAUGAACAAUGCUCAGCCCAUGGAGCCCACCAGCAACACCCUUCCUUCCCGCAUCACCACACCGUCCAACACAGUCAAAAGUGCAACUUUAUCUGGUAAAUCCAAGAAGAGGGGAGGAAUAUUUGGAUUGUUUGGCUCUUCCAAGGUAAUGAAUUACAAAGCAUGGGGAAAAGACCUCAUUAGUAGCAUAAUCCAUUCACUAAAAUAACACUAAAUAAACAUGUAAAAUAUAACUUAACAAAAUAUAACUAUAUAUUUAAUUACAUGAAUUUAAGUCUGAUUUUCUUAUGAUUAGUCGAUGACAUGAAUUUCUCAUGAUUAAUCAGUGACAUAAGAUUUUAGUAAAGUUGGCUAACAUCUUGUGUUGAAAUUUUUUGAAAAUUAUAGAAAUAAAUUGUAUUCUUACUUGAUAAAACUCAAUUAUUGUGAAUGACAAUUGAUCUGUGUUGAUAACUCUGCAUUUUACAAAUUAAUGAAGAUUUUACUAUUCAGUAACCAGGUGGAUUUUAUUUUUCUAUAUAAAUUGUGAACUAGCUUCAGGGGAAAUUCAUGUCCAUCUUAGUUGCCUUGAUUUUUUAGUGGAAAGUGGAUCAAAUAGCCGAGGCAAUCCACCCUUCGCUGUUUUUGAAAUAUAAUAUUCACCAAUAAGCUUUCAUAUCGUUCUUCUUCCUCUUACCUUUUCUCAAAAGGGAAAAGUAAGUAUCCAUUUCUUUGUGUCCUGACCGCCACACCACAUAAAUAUGUAGAUGUAGUAGAUGUCAUGUUGCCAAUAUGCAUCCUUAACAUUCUCAAUUGUUGUUUAUGCAUUUUUUUUUAAAAAGUGGUUAUGAAUCCUUCCCUACAUCAUAAUUAAAAUCAAAUUUUGAGAUUUCCAUAUUUGUUUUUUCCCUUAAAUAAUAACAACUCUUGGUGUCUGCUGAGCAAAGUUUAGAUUCAACUCCCAUUUUAUGAUGCACCUUUUCAUUUUUUUUUUUAUUAUCAAAAGAGUAUUGAUGAGUUCGGUUGGCAUUCAAGGCAUUAAGUGGAGUAACUGUUUUUUUUUUUCCUUCUAAUAAAUAGCGCACAUUCAGUUCCAUGAGCUGUACAAAAAUAAUCAGUUGAUAAUAUAUGUCAUAAUUUUUGUAAAAACAGAUACACAGAAAAGUCUCCUUUAUAUAUAGGGUUAUUUUAUCUCCAGAUAGGUCGCAGGUGACACAUUUUGCUCUCUCGAUGUUGUUUUAUUACAGGAACACUACCGACAAUAGUAUAUUUAUCAGAAUCAGAUUUAUUAUCACAAUAAUUGUCAUUCCAUCAUUUAAUACAUAUAGUUGUUUCCAUUACAUCUUGUCCAUGUUCUUCAUUCAGGGCCCUGGGGGAAGAAUUUACAAUCCACAGGUACAAACUUAUAUCUACACACAAUAGCCAACACUAGCCUUCUACUCUCACUAUUUCGCUUACCGUUACACGUCUGCUAAAGCUCUGAUGUCACAAAUAUAUGUACUGCCUCAGUCACAUCAUGUGGCUUCUGGUGAAAAUAAAUUUUCUUGCAUCAGUGCUUGUAUCAAACACUCCUAUGAAAGAUCAAACCUCAUUCAUUACUGCUCAUACAGGAUUUUUGUGUGUUCAAAAUUAGAAUGUUAUAAGCUGAUCUUUAAAUAGUUACAAUAAUUUGCCCCUGGGAACUUAAGACCCUGUGAUUGUCGUAUUCUGUACAAAUUAAAACAAUGUUAUACAUUUCAAAACAUUAAAUACAAUUGGUGUGGGCAGAUUUUAGUUGAAUAUAAGUUGCCAGUCUUAUGGGCAGGUUUUGCUUGAAUAUAGGUUGCCAGCCUUGUAGGCAGGUUUUACUUGAAUAUAGGUUGCCAGCCUAGUGGGCAGGUUUUACUUGAAUAUAGGUUGCCAGCCUUGUGGGCAGGUUUUACUUGAAUAUAGAUUGUCAGCCUUGUGGGCAGGUUUUACUUAAAUAUAGAUUGCCAGCCAUGUGGGUGGGGCCAUGCUAAUCAGGGGAUCAAAUGGUGCCAAAACAUUAUUAAACAGUUUAAAAUAUUUUUGAAAGGUUGAGUUAAAAUUCAGUCUUUGCUAGUUAUGCAGUUUUUCCUUGGCACAGCCCUGCAUGUGGUACAUUUUCUUCUCCGCUACUAGUUAGGAGCAGAUUAUCCCUGUUUAGUGCUAUAAGUAUAAUAUAACACUGUCUUCUAACAUUCUUACUAAAAGCUCUUGGACCUAAUUGCAGAAAAAUAUUUCCUAUUCUUGGAAGAUGUGUGUGAGCGUAAGUCCAUUGAAAUAAUCUCUGGUUGGGUAGCAUUCACUUCUUCUGACAACACAUUUUCUGUUGCUAUUAAAUGGUGCAGUGUUAUACCCAUUAUGUUUUUCCAAUUACAAAAUUGUCAAUAGAAUACUUGGGUAAGCUAAGACAGCAUAUUGCACCAAAGGUAGCACUGAUUAGCCAGUUACCAAUUAACAGGUGUCACUACUUCAACCAAUAAUUAAUUAGUAUGGUCAUGUAUUGUGCUUUAAAAAUGUGCAUUGUAAAGACUUGUUGAAUUUAUUAGAAUAUUUUUUCAUAACUUAUUACCAUUAUUGAGCUAAUGUUUGGGUUCCAGGUAGUAAGCUUAUGGUAAUAAUUACAACGGGUUGAACAAUCUUAAUUUAGUGCUAUCUUCCCUUUGUCUAAUCUGCCGGGUACUUCUAUUUAUAACAUUUUUGAAUUUUGGUGAAACUGUACAGAUUUAAUUUUGAACAACUGGUUAACAAUUGUAUCUUCACUCUGCCAAAAAAAGGACAAUUUCCAAACACAAAUAUAUCUAUGCAUUGAUCAGUUAAACUCUAAUUCCAUCCCAUAUUUUACAAUGGAGUCAGAGAUAAGUUUCAAUUCUUAAAUAAUAUUCUUCAAGACAUUUUUAAAGCUCCUUAUAUUAAUUACAUCAAUGCUAACAUUGUUACUGAAUCAUUGUGCAUGCACCUGGCUUACCAAAACUCCAUUGUGAUUUGUGCUGACAUCUUCUUUCGGUCUUAACUCCCCCCUCCCUUCUUGAUGGUCAUUCACACUCAGAAUGAUUCAUGGCAGUGCAUAUAACAUGUAGCAUCAUGAUUUUAACCAAAACAAAGCCGCCCAAGACUGCUUUCAAAAUGUAUGAUUAUUUUCAUUCUCCUUUCCAUAACACUAGCAUUUUCCGAAGGGUACUGCCUUCAAAUACACCUGGCACUCUUAUAAUUAUGUCGGCACUUCUACGUAAUAAUAUAUCAACUGAUCCUUUACUCAUGAGGAAGGGAGAAUGUUACAAAAAAAUGUAGUUAAAACCAAACUAAUUGCAAAUUUUGAAGCUCAUUCUGUUACAAUUUUAAGUUUACAACUAAACUGAAUAAUUUAAUAGUUAUAUGCAUGCUAUAAAUUGGUUUUGAUGUAAAAUCUCAGUUUAUAAUACAUACAUGUAAAAUAUGCAUUCUCCUACAUCCUCAUGUAAACAAAGAUUUGGGUGUUUGGAAUAUAUAUAUAUAAAUAUAUAAAGGUCCAUUUUAUUUAUCCAUUUAAAUCUUCCUCACUUUUUUUUGGAUCUGCAGAAAUGGAGAUAUUUUUUAUUAUAACUGAGAUUUUAUUAUCAAUAAUUAUUUAUUGUCCAGUUUUCAAAUUGUGCACAGAUCCAUCAUGUUACCUUUUCACUUCACUUUGGGAAUCUUUCUGUUACUUGGCUGUAAAUUUUGUAAAAAUACCAUCAUAAAAGAAUUUUGAAAAGUUUGUUGUAAUUCCUGGCACUAUAGUAAAAUUAUAAAUCUUAAAAAUAGACUUAAUUAGUACUUAAGAGAAGUAAGGGCUAAGCUGUUUUUUUUUAACAAUGUUUAUUUUCUUUCUAUUUUCCUCAAAGUGAAUAGCUUAUCAAUUAACAAAAAUUACUUAUUAAAAGCCUCAAUGAACUUUAUAUUUCUAAGCAUCCCUUUUGGUUAAACCUUCUUUUCUUUCUAAAAAUGUUAAGAAAUUAUUGUUGUUUUUUUUCUUGGAUCAAUCAAUUUGCUGUCCCCCUUUUCUUUAUGCUGCGUAUCUAUAUGUGAAUGUGAUCAUUAGAAAAUAAAUACAUAAAAGUUACCAUUGUUUUCUUAGAAACAAAUAUUUCAUUGUUGAUGUCUUAGAUUCUAGUGGGAAGUAAUAUUGUAAUCCUUCCUGCUUUGAUCCUCUGACUUUUCUUCGAGUAAAUAUUUCUAAGGAAUUAAAUGGUUGCCUUAGGUGAGACUUUGUCCAUAGACUGAUGCGUUAACUUCUUACUCUCUAGGUUGAUGAACAAAGAGAGGACUUCAGUGAUCUCCCACCUAAUCAGAGGCGGCGUAAACUGCAGCAGAAAAUAGACAGCCUUAAGAAAGAGAUGCAUAAAGAACAACAGGAAAGGUGAGACGGGACCUUUGUUUAGAUAGCUCUUCAUUUCCAGAAUGACCUCCCAAAGAAAGGGAAAUUAAAUAACUUGCAUUGACCACUAUUGACUUCACUAUGUAACUCUUUAUUGCCAGUGUGUUUUGUUUCAGUUUUAGUUGCUGCUUGUCCUCAUUCCUGGUUUUCAGUAGCUAUGACUUUUUAAAAAAAAAAAAAGAGUAUUUUUGGUCUUGUGUUGUGCCUUUUGAGACAAAAGGAUUCUGCAUCGUUUCCAGACCACUUGUUUUCCUUUGGUAUAUAAGCCAUAGCCUUAUAAGAAGUUGAAUGUAAUUUACACCCAAAACCUUUCUGUCCCAUCAUUUCUGAUGCAUUGAUCCAGUUGGCUGAUUGAAAAAGACUGAAAUAUUUUGUUUCUAUUUGUGUGUAUCACACACAUCUUGUAGUUAUUAGAGAAGAAUUAGGGGGUUUUGUGUGUUUUAAAAUGAAAUUGUUGAAAUGAGUUGACAUGAUUUUCUAUUUGUGAUGUUUGCUCCUAGGGAAGGAAUUAUGAAACUUAAAGAUGUGUAUGCCAGUAACCCUGCUUUGGGAGAUCCCAGCACAUUAGAGAGGAAGAUAGAAGAAAACUCACAAAAACUGGAUAACCUUCGACAAGAAUUGCAGAAAUACGAGGUAUCAUGUUAAUAACAUUGCAAUUUUUGUUAACUUCUAGACCAAGUUGAAUAAUUAUGGAAAAAAAUCCUGACUCUCAACAGUUCUGUCAGAUAUUAUUAUUAUUAUUUUUAACCAAUUCUAUAUGCAUUUAAUUAAAAUUAAGCAUCUUGUUAUUAUAUCAAGUUAUUUCCAUUUUAACUCAUUCCUUAAGAAGGCAGUGCUACUUCCUUACUUCAAUAAUAUCAAUAUGCCAGAGAACGGGAAUUAACUCCGUUUUGCAAUUGAUUUACAUUUGUACAAUAUUUUUUAAAGCUGCUAAAUAUAUAUUAAUUUGAAUGAAUUAAGGGUAAAUCCAUCCAGAAAUGACUAACGUUGAAUAAAAAUUCAUUAACGGCGGGAAAAAAAUGAACAAUGACCAGUGGAAGUCUCAAAGGAUGAGAGAUUUCAAUGCUAUUUUAAACUAAAAGUAAAAGAGGUGUGGCGCAAUGAGCCGAACUGCAUUGGGGUGCCUCCGUCGGAACCCCAAAAGGACGCAUUUAGUCGCAACCUCCAGGAAUAAGUUAAGUGUAAGCUCCAAUUCAUUAAACCAUGGAAAAUAAUGUAUACAAAUCUAUAUUUUUGUCAUUGAACACAGGAGAAAAAUAUACAUUAACUUUUCUCCAUUUUUAAAUUUGCUUCUUGAAUCCUCACUAAUACAUUGAAGUAUGAAGUACCAUUGAAACACCCCAUCCACCCUCCAUACCCUUUUAUUUUUAAUAAAAAAGGUUAGGUUCUAUACAGGCACUUAAUAUGAAAGACCUAUUUUUGUUUUACAUCUUUAUUCGCAAAUGAGACAACCUAUUUUUGUUCGUAUCAGAAAAUUUCUUGGAAAGAAAUCUCGUCAACGGAAAAUUGAUCAACGGAAGUUUGGUCUAAUUUUUUUUUUUUAUUUCACACGAUCUAAUUUUUAAUCAAAUUACUUUUUGAACAUAUUAUUUUGUUUUACUAUAUAGUAUAGUUUGUUUUACAUCUUGGUUCCUAAAUGAGACAAACCUAUCUUUGUUUUACAUCUUUAUUCCUAAAUGUUGCUAUAUAUCCUACUUGCUUCAUCUUGUUUUGUUUUUUAAAGUUAGGGUCUUGAGCAGUAAAAUGAGAUUAUAAAUUGAAUUUGAUAUUUCUUGAUGUCAGGGUUACAUGGUUGAGGUGGAGGGGAAGUCAUCACGCAGACACAGCGCAUCAGAGGACAGCCACUCACUGAGCACCUCAGGCAGCGGGGACACGCCACACAUUCAGCAGGUCUCGGCGCCCGGGACACCGCACAAUCAGCAUAAUGUCUAUCAGUGAGUACUCCUGUCUCAGUAUGUGGCCCAUAAAUGUAAUUCAAAUCAGUGGAAUUCACAUAAUCACACAUGAGUUGAUUUGGGAUCCAUGUCACUUAAUAUGGUUCAUGGGGGAUCAUGCUUGACUCGGUUUGUUUCUUCUAGAGAUGGAUGUCACCAUUGUUAUUAUUUUUAAACGUGUCCAUGUUUUACUUUAUUUGAUGUUUCUUAUGUGUACUGAUUGAUGAGUCCAUUUGACAUUUCAGACCAAUUGACGGUGACGAGGACGGGGAAGAUGACUUCGAUAUGUUCCCUGUGAUUGGCAAAUGCAGAGCCUUGUAUGCAUUUCAAGGUACAUUACUAAAGGACAUUUUUACAACCAAAAUUAAGGGGACAUAGCUUGUUUGAUAAAGUUUAAUAUGAAUCAGUGGUGCUCAUUGGGGAUAUGCUGUGUUGAUGUAGAUUUUUGUAGACACUGAUGAAUUAAAAAAAAUGUACAUGAAAAUAUUCCAUAGCAUAGAUAGGUUUGCUUUGUUAAUUGAUAGAACUAAUGGAUAAACAAAGACAUUAAUUUUUUUUAUAAAUCAAAUAAUAUAUAUCAUUUGCGUACUCUGUUAUGAUAAAAGAAGAAUAUUGUAUUUUAAAAUGUGUACCUGGGAUGGGAAAAUUUCCGGGGAAAUAUUUUGUUGACUAAAAAUAAUAAGGCAUCCUGGGAGAGAAAUCCUCCUCAGGACUAGUUAUAGCCAUUCAAAUGUUCAAUUAUUUUAUUAUUGGCUAUAGCCCACCUAAUGAUGGCAACCGUGAUGCGCGACCUUUCUAUCUAUAAAAUAACUUGACAAAGCAUGCAUUCAAAGUAGUAAUGCACUUUAUAAGCUUUCCAAUCGGUGCUCCCCCCUAGGCACACCACCACCCCUGAAUUGUUAUUAAUAUUCUAAUGUCCCACCCCCUUUACACCACAAAUUUAUCACACGGGUUUUUAAAUUUAGACUUUCCAUAGUACAAAAGAAAAUAUUUCACACCUAAUGCACUUGCAGUAUUUUUAAGAGUCUCAUUUCAUGCGGUCAUUGGGAAUUUUAUUUAGUGAAGUCGGCGCCAUCUGGUAGCGUAAGUGACAUUGUUAGAUAGAGAAUUAUGUAUUUUGAUAGUUAAUUAUGCACUGGGGUAAUGGUUUUUUUUUGUUUUCAGCUGUCAAUGAAGGUUCUGUCAACAUGGGAGAAAAUGAAGAAAUGCAGAUCUUGGAGCAGGACCAAGGGGACGGCUGGACGAGAGUGCGGAAGACAGAUGGCCUGGAAGGCUUCGUGCCAACAUCUUAUAUAGAGUGCCAUUAUUAUGAUGGCGAUCAAGUGUAAUCCAAGCUCAAGGUGCCCACCGGUGAUCCAAGCAAAUAUAUCAACUGUGGACAUUUUAGAUCGCUGUGUGCUUUAAUUCUAGCCAAGGAUCAAAAGGACAAAUCUCUGUGUGUUAAAGAUUUGGAGAUAUCUGUGCACGGGGGAUGACUUUAAAGGCUGUAAUGUAAGGUUGGUUGUGUGAAAGGAGUUUUGAAUGCUGCAGGGGUGGAAGAGCUACUAUUUGCAUGAUGGUAGCAAGGCUUGAAUAAUAGAUUCAAUGGACACCUUUUUUUCUUUUUUGCUACAGGUUCUAGUAUAAUUAGUCCUGUAGGUCAGUUGUUCUCAAACUGUGGGAGCUGUUAGAUGCUGCUGCAUGGGGUGGGUUGAGUUGAGAUGAAUGGGGCAAGGAUGCUGUACAGCGGAGCUUGUUAUGAUUUAACUAGUUGGAUUGUAAAUAGAAGCUGAAAACUAGUGACAAAGGUAUGACUGGGCUGAAGUGUAAAUAGGAGCUCAUGAAAUGAAUGAAAAAAAUACCAUACCCUUGUUUGACAAGGUUGUUGUACAUAGAGGUUUAUUUGUAUGAUACUGGUGUGGUGUAAAUAGCUGCUGCAAUUAUUUUAGUGAUACUUGCUCUAGGUGUAGGAGGCGGGCGUGGUGCGGGUGUGGGCCGGAUCAGGAGGAUCCUCAAAAAUAACUACUUUCUGGGACAUAUGCUCAAGGGUUGGAAAAAUGUAGUGGCUGAAAGGUAAAAAUUGUAGUGCAGUUAAGAUCAGAAUCCACAGCAAUUUACAAGAGUCUUGACAUUUUAGACAAUUGAUGAGCAAUGGUACUACAACAUGAUGUCAGAGAUUUGAUAGACGGGAUUCAAAUAUUUUAUUUUUUGUUGGCUUCAUAGUCUUAAUGAAAACUGGAAACAUUAAUUUUUUGAAAUAGUGGGGUGAUGGUUUGACCAUACUUGGGAAGCACAAGUCUAGAUCCAUAACAGCAUAUACAAAUCAUCUAGUCCUGUUUGCCUGUGCAGAGUUCAUAUGUUAACAUUAUAUUAAUGUUAUGCAACAGUUUGUUAAGGUAGUACUGUUUAGCUUGAACCACAUUUUUUUUUAAAUUUCUAUUUCUUGAUUGUCAUUAACUUAUUCUACUAUGUAUAUUAUUGCAAGCAUUAUACAAAUAAUAUUUUAGAUAUCCCAGUGUACAUUUAAUACCUGUUGUGUUGUUUAUAAAAAACAGAUGUGUAAUUUUUAUUGUAACUAAUUUUACAAACGUGUUUGCUUUUUGUUUUUCAAAUUUGAUUUUGUUAUAUCGUCGUCAAAGGAAUCGUCAACAUUUGUCUAGCUCUCACAGUGUGGCAUCUCAUCCUAGUCACAGGUGAUGGCUGGUUUCUUAUACUUCCCUGUGUAUUACCAGUUGUCCAAAGGUGUCCAAUUGUCUGCUUAGUGGCAGGCCUGAGUCUUUGCAGUUAAGUAAGGAUUUGGUGAUUUGCUCAGGAAAUGACCCCAGAGCUGGCUCUACUUAGACAAGUAAAAAUUAUCACUUGUUGUAAUAUAGACUUGUCAUCAUCUACAUGCACAGUUACUGGUUUUUAUGGCAUUUUUGUUUUACAAAGCCCUAAAUAAAAAUACAAAAUUUUCACUGCAAUUCAAUGGUCAUAGUAUUUUAAAUAGUCUUAAUUUCCAUCCAGUAGAUGCAACCGUUUUAACUUUUAACUUUAACUUUGCAUUUAAAUUUAUGUGAGAGAUAAUAAAAAAAAAAGUGGGAUAGUGUCUUGAACUUAUAUAUAUUUAUAUAUAUUUGAAGCCUUUGACGUGUUCUGUGUUGAAAUGAAUGGCCUGUGCCAUGAUGUCAGAUAAAUCCCUUGAUUGAUAAGUGUUCGGUAAUCCUCUUUGUUGUAUUGGGGUAGGUGAUGACCUAUUCAAACCUGAUAGCUUUAAUUGAGUCCACUAGGAUGAUCUCCA